GGAAGCGGUUUCUGUAACAGUAUUAGCCGCUUAUUGUUGCUAGGCAACGCAUGGUGAGCGGGCCGCGCGGCAGAUCCCACGAUGACCGUCAUCAACAGUCUGAUUCCAUCACGAUUUCUGACGCUCUUGGCUCACCUGGUCAUCGUUGUCACAAUUUUUUGGUCGAGGGAAAAUAACGUUUUAGCCUGCCUGCCUGUCAGUUAUACACAGGAUCAGUACAAUGCAGCGGACACUGAGUUGAUUGUGGCGCUGUCGGUGACAUUGGGGAUGUUUGUCAUUGAGCUGGCUGGUUUUUUUUCGGGAGUGUCCAUGUUCAACAAUACACAGAGCCUUCUAUCUGUGGGAGCCCAUGCUAGUGCUAGUGUGGCCCUCCUCUUCUACCUCUUUGAGGGCUGGCAGUGCUCCGUGUAUUGGUGGAUCUUUGCUUUCUGCAGCGCCUUCCCGGCCUUCACCGAAAUAAUCAUCUUCAUCGCUGUGCUCGGAUUUAAGCGCAAACCACUCUGAUUUCACUUUAUAACCGAGCUACUGUCAACACUAUC
Molecule: messenger RNA, 539 nt
Organism: Nanorana parkeri
Lineage: Eukaryota; Metazoa; Chordata; Amphibia; Anura; Dicroglossidae
Gene: TMEM107
Product: transmembrane protein 107
Exons: 6
Coding region: 82-504 (140 amino acids)
Biological process (GO): protein localization to ciliary transition zone; non-motile cilium assembly
Cellular component (GO): MKS complex
Source: RefSeq, a predicted model, not a curated record